GUGGGGGCCGGGCCGAGCCCACAGGCUGUCUAUAAAGUGCGCUGCUCCCGACCCUUCUGUAAUUCACUCAGCAGAAGAAGUGAGUCCCGCGGCCGCAGAAGAAGCGUCUUUCCUGCCCAGCCAUGUCCCUGCUCCGAGGUAUAUACAUAGUUGCUGCCAAGCGAACACCCUUUGGGACAUUUGGAGGUUUACUGAAAGAUUUCACGGCCACUGAUCUGGCCGAAUUGGCUGCCAAGGCUAGCCUGUCUGCUGGAAAAGUACCUCCAGAAAUUAUUGACAGCGUGGUCGUGGGCAAUGUCUCACAGACUUCUUCAGACGCUAUCUACGUGGCGAGGCAUGUUGGUUUGCGUGUGGGCGUCCCUCUGGCCACCCCAGCUCUCACUGUGAAUAGGCUGUGUGGCUCUGGCUUCCAGGCUAUUGUCAGUGGAUGUCAGGACAUUUGUGUCAAAGAUGCUGAAGUGGUACUAUGUGGAGGAACAGAAAGUAUGAGCCAGGCUCCUUACUGUGUCAGAAAUGCACGCUUUGGUACCAGGUUGGGAGUAGACCUCAAGAUGGAAGACACUUUGUGGACGUCGCUGACUGAUCAGCAUGUUAAAAUCUCCAUGGCAAUUACUGCUGAGAAUCUUGCUGUAAAACAUAAAAUAAGCAGAGAAGACUGUGAUAAAUAUGCUUUGCAGUCACAACAGAGGUGGAAAGCUGCUAAUGAUGCUGGCUACUUUAAUGAUGAAAUGGCACCAAUUGAAGUGAAAGCAAAGAAAGGAAAAGAGAUGAUGCAAAAGGAUGAACAUCCCCGGCCCCAAACAACACUGGAACAGCUGGCCAAGCUCCCCCCGGUCUUCAAGAAAGAGGGAACCGUCACUGCUGGAAAUGCUUCGGGGGUGUGCGACGGAGCUGCAGUAGUGAUCAUAGCGAGUGAAGACGCUGUUAAAAAACAUAACCUGACCCCGCUCGCCAGAAUUGUGGGCUACUUUGUAUCCGGAUGUGAUCCCAAUAUCAUGGGCAUUGGUCCUGUUCCUGCUAUCAGUGGAGCAUUAAAAAAGUCAGGGCUGAGCCUGAAAGACAUGGAUUUGGUUGAGGUGAAUGAAGCUUUUGCUCCACAGUAUCUAGCAGUGGAAGAAUCUUUGCAACUUGACCCAAGUAAAACCAAUGUGAAUGGAGGAGCCAUUGCCCUGGGCCACCCUUUGGGAGCCUCUGGAACACGAAUCACUGCUCAUCUGGUUUAUGAAUUAAGACGUCGAGGUGGAAAGUAUGCCGUGGGAUCGGCUUGUAUUGGUGGUGGCCAAGGUAUUGCUGUUAUCAUUGAGAACACAGCCUGAGGACCCAAGGACACAGCGACUAGGGCCCUUAACCUGUAAACGUUUAUUUGCUAAACUGAAAGAAAAAUAAUAACCUUCACAUAAGUUUCUGACACUGACCUUGUGUUACCAAAGAUACUUCCAGUGGGCAGGGGUGAGAAACCUGUGGCCUUGAGGCCACAUGUGGCCCUCUAGGUCCUCAAGUGCAGCCUUUUGACUGAGUCCAAGUUUUAC
Molecule: messenger RNA, 1529 nt
Organism: Vombatus ursinus (common wombat)
Lineage: Eukaryota; Metazoa; Chordata; Mammalia; Diprotodontia; Vombatidae
Gene: ACAA2
Product: acetyl-CoA acyltransferase 2
Exons: 10
Coding region: 123-1316 (397 amino acids)
Biological process (GO): fatty acid beta-oxidation
Molecular function (GO): acetyl-CoA C-acetyltransferase activity
Source: RefSeq, a predicted model, not a curated record